AUGGAAUCUUCACUCUCUCGCAAAAAGCCGAAGAAAGAGAAAGUCGGAAUUCGAGAAAAGGUGUCGCAAGGUGUCGGCCGGGGGAAUUCCGUUCUCGCCCUGUUGUUCCCCGAUUUCAUCGGGACUCGCCGGGGGCAUCGAUCAACGUCACGCAUCGGAAUUCGAUCUGGGAACGAGGAGUCAAGCGCCGCCCAUGCCUGGCCACGCACCCGUGAGCAGGGGGGCUGGGGCACGCUGCCUCGCGGUGCCGCCAGUCCCAGUUUCGACGACGAGGGAGAAGCAUGCGACUUUGUGCUGCCGAAUGGACCUGUGCGGGCUCACGUGCAGGUCCUUGAGAGGGGGUGGCAGGUGCCGGUCCUUGAGAGGGGGUGGCAGGUGCCGGUCAUCGAGAGGGGGUGGCAGGUCAGGAAGAUCUCGGCGCCUGGGAGAUUCGUGGAUCACUGGAACGAGCCGAGUGCCAUCUUUAGGAGGACGGUGUCCGACACGGAGUGCGGCGACAUGACGGGUCGACAGGGGAGCAACAUCCCCAAGUACAGGGGGCGACUGCCCCGCCCCAGGUUCGACCUGUCGGGCGACUCCUCCUCGGAGACCAACUCGUCGCGCGGCAGUCGCAGUGCGAAUUCCUCGCUGAACCUGAGCGAGGCUUCCGUGUCGCCCCAGAGUUCCGUGUCGCCUCAGAGUUCCGCGUCGCCGAAGAGUUCCACCGGAGCCGGCACGCCAUUACAGAAGCGGAAUCACCUCACCGUUAGCGGUAAGCCGACUCCCGGUGCCAGGAGGAGUCAAUCGGUGCUCGCGAAACCUCAAGUCCGAAAAUCGUGCAUACCGACCCUCGAGAGCAAAAAAAGUAACGACAUCCCCCAAAAAAGUAACGACAUCCCCACAAAAAAUGGCGACAUCCCCCGAAGAAAUGGUGACAUCCUUCAAAAAAAUGGCGACAUCUCCAAGGCCCCCAUCAUCGGCGUCAGAGCAAAAUUGGAGCGAAACGCCUCGAACCUCCCCCGUCCCCGGUCCAGAAACAACUCCGGCUCCACCUUGCGCUCCACCUUGCGCUCGAACUCCACCACGUCCUUGUCCAGCACCGCCUCGUCCACGUGCAAGCGAGCCGGUAAGAAUUCCCCCUUGAUCUCGCGAGUGAAGAAUCCGUCGCCCCUGAGCGCGAGAUCGCGGACGAGUUCCACGUCCAGCCGGACCGGGACGACCCAGCCGGCCAACAAUGCGCCGAACAGAGCCGGAACCGCAGCCGUCCGGCCCGGGAUCCGACCGACCCCGAAGCCGUCCCCGAAGCCGGAGCGCCCCGGCAAGUCCUUCGCAAGUCUUCCCCAGCCCUCCCGCCUCCUCUCGCAGACGCCCAAGGGCGAGAGGGCCAAGCGGACCGAGAGCCUCCGUCGCCCCGUCGAGUCCACGACCCUCACGAGGAAUCAGACGUUCACGGUGAGGAAGGCGGCGAGGGACAGCCCCAGGAUCAGGAAGAGGGGCGGCGACAGGCCAGAGACGCCGGAGGAGAGUCCUCAAAAGAAUGCCGAGGAGAGUCCUCAAAAGACGGCCGAGGAGGCUUCGAAAGAAGUCGCAGAAGAUGCUCCUAAAUCUCCUUCUGCGACGGCGAAUUCUGCGACUAAAACGGCGGCAGCAAAUUCUGCGACUAAGGCAGCGACAGCGAAUCCUGCGACUAAAAUAGCGACAGCAAAUUCUGUUACAAAAAUCGCGACCUUAAAUUCGGCGAUUAAAAAUGCUUCCACGGAUUCCGCGAUUAAGACCGCGACUAAGACCGCGACGCCGGCCGUCGCCCGGAUCAUCAUCCGCUCCUCGUCGGAGGACGAGUCGAACGACGACGGCAAGAUUCCGGCGAAUUUCCAAAUCCUGAAUCCGGCGCCGGAAGUGAAACUCUGCAUCAACGGCAUCGACUCCGACCUGGAAAAUUCGCUGCCGCCGAAGUACGUGAACAUCGUGGAGCUCUCGGGCGACUCGAACGCGCCGGUCGCGCCCGCGGCGAUCGCGGACGCGAAGGACGACCUCGGCGUCCAGUUCGACGCGAUCAUCUCCUCGCUGAAGCGGGUCGCGGACACGGUCGCGGAGUCGAACGUCGCGAACGGCCUGCGGAACUGGGAUCUCCUGGGCGAGCAGGACCUGCCGGGUUGCCGAGAAGUCGCCAAGACGCCGUUCGGUCGCGAUGCCGCGAAUAGCAGGGGAGUCCCUGUCGCUAGUCACUGGCAGGGUCCAGGCAGCAGGGACAUUUCAAUUCGCAGGGACAUUUCAGGAAACCGACAAAUUUCAGGGAAAAGGGACAUUUCAAUGAACGGAGACAUUUCAGUGGAUAGGGACAUUUCAGUGGAUAGGGACAUUUCAGUGGAUAGGGACGUUUCAGUGAACGGGGACGUUUCAGUGAAUGGGGACAUUUCAGGGAACCGAAAAUCCCAGCCGGUUCGAAGGACUCCGAGCAACCGGGUGCAACGCACUCCAUCCAGAGCACAAGACGCCAAAAACGCAGCUCGCCCUCAACCCAACGAAGCAGGAAAACUUGCUCGGCCGAGUGCCACACCACCGAGAUCGCUGAGACCGCCGACAAACCAGGCCAACAAGGCCCCCGCCCCGGAGAGCAAAAAACUCGUCCGGCCCCAGACCCCGUCGGCGACCCGGAAAAACGGCAUCGCCAGGACCGACCCGCCGAGCCAAUCCGGCGGAAACCGGAACGAAAAGAACCGGGAACUCCUACAGCAGAUCACGGCGGAACUGGAACGGAUCAAGGGCCAUCCGGAAGACUCCAACUGUUCCAGUCCGGACCUGAAGGAAAUCUGGACGCCAGACUGGGACGCAUUCGCCCUCCGCGCCUCCCAAGCGACAAGUCUUCCCCACCCGCCAAGUCCUCCCCACCCGGCAAGUCUUCCUCCGAGCCAGCGCCCGGAGGAGCCCCUGCCCGACUACCUCCCCCCGGCGCCCUCCCGAGAGCGACCCCCCGCCAAGCGCGUCGUCUCCGUCACCGAAGCCCCCGAAGAAGGCGGCUUCGACCGGCACCACCCCCGCUCCAUGUCCUUGCCCAAGUCCUUCCUCUCGGACCGUUACGGCAUCCCGGGCAUCAAGAGCGCCCUGCCAAGGUCAGUCCCGCUUUUCUCUUCCUUGCCGGGUGGCUGA
This is a messenger RNA of Darwinula stevensoni, 3126 nucleotides long. The record is from the annotation of a GenBank genome assembly. NCBI's taxonomy places the organism in Eukaryota, Metazoa, Arthropoda, Ostracoda, Podocopida, Darwinulidae.